This is a messenger RNA of Lachancea mirantina, 1341 nucleotides long. NCBI's taxonomy places the organism in Eukaryota, Fungi, Ascomycota, Saccharomycetes, Saccharomycetales, Saccharomycetaceae. The record is from the annotation of a GenBank genome assembly.
AUGGUAGACGGUACCGCUUCUUCAGCGCCGGAUGCGCACAAGCCAGCUGCGCGCAAGACCGGUUACUCAAACCCGGCCUUUAGAGCCAUGGGAUUGCCCGCAUUGAGACUCCCAUCUAGAAACUGGAUGAUUUUUUGGUCGAGUUUAACACUAGUGAUAUCUGGAAUAGUCUACGACAAACACCAACAAAAGAAGGUACGCGAGAAAUGGUGCGAUUUGGUCGCGCCCCUGUCCCAAGGAACUUUGCGCAUUGACCGGAAACCUAGAAAAAUCACAGUUUUCGUUGCCCCACCUCCAAACGACUACCUUGAUACCAGUAUGUUUGUGUGGAGAAGAUUUGUCAAGCCGGUGUUAUUCGCUGCUGGAGUCGAUUACGAAGUUUUCACGGAGGAAAAACAGGGUUUGAUCAGAUUUGAAGUCGCCCAACGUGUUCGAGACCUGCGCAAAGAAUUAAGAGAGUACGAUGCCAGGCUCAAGGCACUAGAGCAGGAGAAACGGCCUUGGAACAAAAUCAAGCACACAGUUUUCAAAGUUUGGCCCAGUAAUCGGGGCAGCCAGGUGCAGGACGAUGAAACCGAAAUGCUACUGGCGAAAAAAUUCAAAGCAGAAUUCGAUUUCAGAAACGUUCUUGGACCUUUUUACCAAAACCGCGAUGUAACUGCUCAAAUCUCGAGCGAAGACGCUUUGGUCGCAAACCCGGUUUACGCAGGUGGUGUGAUCAUUUUAGGGAGAGGCGCUUACAAAGAGUAUGUCACGGGGCUCUGCGAAGGUAUUCUCGGGCCAUUGGAGCCUCCAAAACCGGCUGAAAUGGCAGUUCCAGAUGAUACGGAGCCCCCCGUAGCUACCAGCGGCAAUCCAGAAAUUGAAUCAAAGGAUGAAAGCAAAGAACAGACCACUCAGCCUGAGGAAACCGACAAUGUUCUGCAACCGUUCAUCACCAGCGAUAAUUACAGUAGCGCGAGCUUUCCAUCUGAGUUGAGCGGGGUGACAGUCCGCGAACCAGACACAAAAAUACCUGCCAUUUUUCACCAACCGAUCCUGAUGCUUUCGAUUCCUCAUCUCGUCGGUUUUUUAAACAUUCCUGAGCGAAUCUACAGAUUUUACAACAGAAGAACUGACGCGGAAAGGUAUUGCAGAGCCACAGCGAGCUGCGUACUUCAAAAGAUACGACCAUUCGAAUCGUCCGACUUAAAAUUGGGUUUAGAAGAAGAAGACGAUUGGCCCAAGAAAUGGGUAGAACAGGCUAAACAGCGGAAUAGCGACUGGGUAAAACCCUUGGUGGCCGAUGAAAGGGUCACCAAAUUGCUUAGUGUUUAUGACGAUGAACAAGUGACCAAAUAA